UUGAUUCCUUGGGUCUGGGAGUAUGGAGCUGGGCCGCGGCCGAGGGGAGCCUCCAGGUCCUCUGCGGGACUGGGCCCUUCCACAACUCUCUUCCGACACUUGGUCCCUAGACUUGUCGCGGAACCGGUUUCCCGAGGUGCCUGAGGCAGCCUGCCAGCUGGUGUCCCUGGAGGGCCUAAGUCUCUACCACAACUGCCUGAGAUGCCUGAACCCAGCCUUGGGGAAUCUCACAGCCCUCACCUACCUCAACCUCAGCCGAAACCAGCUGUCGUCGCUGCCCCCAUACAUCUGCCAGCUGCCCUUGCGUGUGCUCAUCGUCAGCAACAACAAGUUGGGAGCCCUGCCUCCCAGCAUCAGUGCUUUGGGAAGCCUGCGGCAGCUGGAUGUGAGCAGCAAUGAGUUACAGUCCCUCCCUGCAGAGCUGUGUGGCCUGUCUUCCCUGCGGGACCUCAAUGUUCGGAGGAACCAGCUCAGCACCCUGCCUGAUGAGCUGGGGGACCUUCCUCUCGUCCGCCUGGACUUUUCCUGUAACCGUGUCUCCCGCAUCCCGGUCUCCUUCUGCCGCCUCAGGCACCUGCAGGUCAUCCUGCUGGACAGCAACCCCCUGCAAAGCCCGCCUGCCCAGAUCUGCCUGAAGGGGAAACUCCACAUCUUCAAGUAUUUGUCCACAGAGGCUGGGCAGCGUGGCUCUGCACUGGGGGACCUGGCGCCUUCUCGGCCCCCGAGUUUCAGUCCCUGCCCUGCUGAGGACUUGUUUCCGGGCCGUCGGUACGAUGGAGGGCUGGACUCGGGCUUCCACAGCGUUGACAGUGGCAGCAAGAGGUGGUCUGGGAAUGAGUCGACCGAUGAGUUUUCGGAGCUGUCAUUCCGGGUCUCAGAGCUGGCCCGGGGGCCCAGAGAACGGAGGGAGGAUGGCUCUGCUGACGGAGACCCUGAGCAGAUAGACUUCAUCGACAGCCACGUCCCUGGGGAGGACGACGAGCGCGGAGCUGCCGAGGAGCAGCGGCCCCCCGAAUUAAGCCCUGCGGCAGGGGAUAAGGAGAAGGCGCCAAGCAGCAGGCGGGAGGAACCAGCAGGGGAGGAGCGGCGGCGUCCAGACACCUUGCAGCUGUGGCAGGAGCGUGAGCGCCGGCAGCAGCAGCAGCAGCAGCAGCAGCAGAGCGGGCCGUGGGGGACCCCCAGGAAGGACGGUUUCCUGAAGCCGGGGAUUAGGGCUGCUGGGGGAGGGGCUGCCGCCUUGGCCACGCAAGCCACCUGCAACAGCCCAGCCAAGUCCAGUGCCACCCACCUGGGAGCUGCUGUGGGGCAGGGAGCCCCUACUGCUGCCCCCACCCCCCAGGAGCUCCUUCCUGUACCUGGGCCAGCGACAGCACCUGCUCCCCGGCCGCUCGGCUCCAUUCAGAGGCCAAACAGCUUCCUCUUCCGUUCCUCCUCACAGAGUGGCUCAGGCCCUUCCUCACCAGACUCUGUCUUGAGGCCCCGACCAUCCCCCCAGGUUCCCGACGAGAAGGAAUUAAUGACUCAACUGCGCCAGGUCCUCGAGUCACGGCUGCAGCAGCCCCUGCCUGAGGACCUGGCCGAGGCUCUGGCCAACGGGGUCAUCCUCUGCCAGCUGGCCAACCAGCUGCGGCCGCGCUCGGUGCCCUUCAUUCACGUGCCCUCACCUGCUGUGCCAAAACUCAGUGCCCUCAAGUGUCGGAAGAACGUGGAGAGUUUCCUAGAAGCCUGUCGGAAAAUGGGGGUGCCUGAGGCUGACCUGUGCUCGCCCUCGGAUCUCCUCCAGGGCACGGCCCGGGGGCUGCGGACCGCGGUGGAGGCCGGGCGGCGGGUGGGGGGCGAGGCCCCCCGACCCCCCGGG
Carlito syrichta (Philippine tarsier) is the source of this 1858-nucleotide messenger RNA. It is a transcript of the gene LRCH4, whose product is annotated as leucine rich repeats and calponin homology domain containing 4. The annotation marks the transcript as partial. The transcript is spliced from 17 exons. NCBI's taxonomy places the organism in Eukaryota, Metazoa, Chordata, Mammalia, Primates, Tarsiidae. Gene Ontology annotation, molecular function: protein binding. The record is from RefSeq and is a predicted model, not a curated record.